This is a messenger RNA of Branchiostoma floridae (Florida lancelet), 673 nucleotides long. Its product is annotated as death domain-containing protein CRADD-like. NCBI's taxonomy places the organism in Eukaryota, Metazoa, Chordata, Leptocardii, Amphioxiformes, Branchiostomatidae. Bases 77 to 511 code for a protein of 144 amino acids. The record is from RefSeq and is a predicted model, not a curated record. Gene Ontology annotation, molecular function: protease binding; death domain binding. Gene Ontology annotation, biological process: regulation of apoptotic process. The transcript is spliced from 3 exons.
AGUGACCGACUGUACUAUUUCCUCUGUGUACAUUCAUUACAACCGUCUGUAAGCAGUGUUCGUGUCUUCCUUCAAAAUGGACGCCACGGAUAGAGAACGUCUUCUUCGUAACCGGAUCGACCUCUUGGACUCUCUUAAUGUACAUAACGUCAUCCAUUAUCUGUACCAAGAGGGCAUCUUCAGUGAAGAUGACAUAGAAAGAGCGUGUUCCGGCACAACCCGGCGAGACAAAGUGUGGAUAAUGUUGGACCUGUUACUACUGAGAGGACCACAAGCCUACAGCACGUUCAGACAGGCGCUACAGGAGAACUACCCCUGGCUGGUCGACAAACUGGACAAAACGGACGUUAGCAACUUCCAACGUCCGACAAUUUACAGGAAACAAGUUCGGAAAGAUGGUCACGUGAGCGUGAGUGAGACUAGGCUACAAGGACAGGGGAACGUCGUGGUCCAAGCGGGGUCAAACGCCGUGGUCAACAUUGGACUCCCGACAACGUUCCGACGGAAAUGAUAGUCAUGAUAUUGAACGAAUGAAAGAACUUUAUUCUACAGUCAUAUAACAGAUCGACCGUCGCAAAACUAAGAAUCAGUCACAAAUUGCGAAUCGAAUCAGGAAGACCUAACCACACCCCUAGAGCAAAGAUUCUAUUUGUCAAUUUUGUAGUUUAGGUAA